AUGGUCAUGGGGGCUAAUGAUGCCUCGUAUGGAGCCAUAAUACCCCAUUUGGGAAAAUACUAUGAUCUACCUUACUCUUUCACCUCACUUAUAUUUCUCGCUCCCUUUAUCGGCUAUUCGCUCUCUGCUGCUCUUAAUAGCAGCCUCCAUGAAAAUGUGGGGCAAAGAGGCAUCGCCAUCAUAGGGUCUGGUUGUCAUCUUAUUGCGUAUAUCGCCAUCUCCCUCCAUCUUCCCUAUCCAGCUCUCGUUUUCAUUUACAUGCUGGCCGGCCUAGGUAAUGGAAUCGGCGAUGCUGCGUGGAAUUCUUGGGUAGCCAGUAACUUGGCAGAUUCCAGUAUGCUGGUCAAUGCGAUGCAUGCCUGCUAUGGCCUCGGAGCCGUCAUGGGCCCCGUAAUCGCAACCAUCAUGGUCACCAAGGCUGGGCUUCCGUGGUACAUGUUUUAUUAUGUCAUGGUAGCUGGUAUCGCGGUCGUAGAACUCAUUGCGACAGUCACGACAUUCUGGUCUGCGUCAGCGGAUGCCUAUCGAAAGGCCAAUCCCAAAGGCCCAGAGCCAAGAGAGUCCAUCAUUCAUGAAAUACUGUUUAAGCUUCCCUCUGCGAGAGUUACAUGGCUGUGUGCGAUAUUCACCCUUGGAUAUGUUGGGCUUGAGGUGUCUUUGGGUGGUUGGAUUGUCACAUUCAUGUUACAAGUUCGACAUGGUGAAGAGUUUGCCAGCGGCAUGACGGCUACGGGCUUUUGGGCUGGCCUCGCCGCAGGUCGCAUAACGUUGAGUUUCGUGACGCCUCGGAUCGGCGAGAGGUCCGCAGUCAUGAUCUAUCUUGGCGCUGCCAUUUGUUUGCAGCUACUCUUCUGGUUGAUUCCCCAAUUCUUUGUAUCAGCUCUUACCGUCUCGUUGCAAGGAUUUUUCCUUGGCCCCCUCUUCCCAGCAGUCAUUGUGGCAAUUACCAAGCUGCUCCCAAGACAUCUGCAUAUCAGCGCCAUUGGCUUCGCCAUAGGACUCGGUGGAAGCGGAGCGGCGAUUCUCCCAUUAGCUAUCGGGGCUCAAGCCCAGCGUCAUGGUGUACAAAUACUUUCCCCAAUCGUCCUCGGGGCAUUGGUGGUCCUACUACUCACUUGGUUCUUUCUUCCAAAAUUUAGUAGCAAGCGAGAGUAA
Molecule: messenger RNA, 1155 nt
Organism: Colletotrichum truncatum
Lineage: Eukaryota; Fungi; Ascomycota; Sordariomycetes; Glomerellales; Glomerellaceae
Source: RefSeq, a predicted model, not a curated record